Molecule: messenger RNA, 4224 nt
Organism: Naegleria gruberi
Lineage: Eukaryota; Heterolobosea; Eutetramitea; Acrasida; Naegleriidae
Exons: 7
Coding region: 1-4224 (1407 amino acids)
Biological process (GO): protein phosphorylation
Molecular function (GO): protein kinase activity; protein binding; ATP binding
Source: RefSeq, a predicted model, not a curated record
AUGUUGGCAGAUGCAAAGGUUGUUUGGAUUCUGUGCCUACUCAUUUUGACCUACCAUGGCAGCGGUUUAGUUAUUGGCGCAAUCUCUGUCAAGUAUAACAUCACGACCAUUGCUGGCUACAAUUCAUUAUCCAGUGGAAUAGAUGCCAAAAUGGCCAAUAUUGAUGUCAAUAGUUGUUUUAAAGAUCUCAGUUCGGGUGAUUUAUUUAUUUCUGAUAAUAGCAAUCAUAGAAUAGUGAGAGUAUUUGCAGCUAAUGGAACCGUUCUCACCAUUGCUGGUACUGGAGUUUCUGGGUACAAUGGCGAUAAUAUUCAAGCAACUACAGCUCAGCUCAAUACACCCACUGGUGUAUUUGUUUUUAAUUCUGAAAUUUAUAUUGCUGAUAGUCAAAAUUCUAGAGUUAGAAAGAUUCAAACUAAUGGCAAUAUUGUGACAAUAGCAGGAAACGGAAAUGCUGGAUAUAAUGGAGAUGGAAUGCUUGCUACAAAUGCCUAUCUCAACUCUCCUGUUGACGUAUUUGUUUCUUCAAAUGGAAACGUUUAUAUUUCAGAAUAUCAGAAUCAUUACAUUAGGAUGGUUAAUGUUUCAACGGGAGUUAUUACAACAGUAGCUGGAAAUGGCACACAAAUUGGAACAAGUGGAACUGGUUUGGGUUUUGGGUACAAUGGGGAUGGAAUACCUGCCACCUAUGCUCGUCUCACUAACCCUCAGGGAAUCUUUGUCACGAGCAACAAUGAAAUUUAUAUAGCUGAUGCAGGAAAUUUCAGAAUUCGAAAGGUUUUAACGAAUGGAACAAUUAUUACUGUCGCAGGUACUGGUGAGGAGGGAUAUAAUGGUGAUGGAAUGCUGGCUACUGCAGCUAAACUUGAUUAUCCUUAUGGUGUUUCUGUUGACAGUAACGGUGAGAUAUGGAUUGCAGAGUUGGGCAGUAAUAGAUUGAGAAAGGUAUUAACUAAUGGUACCAUUGUUACUAUUGCUGGAACAGGAACAUCCUCUUAUACUAAUUAUAAGGAUAAUGUUCAAGCAAAUUUGGUAAAUGUUAGCCCAAUUAGAGUUUUUUCAACUUCUCCUGGUGAAGUAUUCAUUUCAGAUAAUAUGAGAUUGAGAAGGAUUUCUACUAGUACUGGAAUUAUUACAACAGUUGCUGGAAUAGGAGGUUCUACAUUUAGUGGAGAUGGUUCUCAAGCAACUAAGGCAACAUUCAAAUUUAUGACCAACCAACUUGCCAAUGUUGUUAAAACUAGCAAUGGACAAUACUUGAUUGCCGAUACUGGUAAUCACAGAAUUCGCAAGGUGUUUGCUAAUGGAACUAUAAUUACGAUAGCUGGUACCGGAGUUGCUGGAUACAAUAGCGAUUAUAUGGAUGCUUCCACAGCUCAACUGAACUAUCCUAGUUCUGUAUUUGAAUUCAAGAAUGAAGUAUACAUAUCAGACAGUGUUAAUAGAAGAAUUAGAAAAAUAUUCACUAAUGGUACCAUUGUUACUAUUGCAGGUACUGGAUCACAGCCACCUUCCAGUGGAUAUUUAGGUGAUGAUGGUGUCAAUGCUCUCAGUGCAAGACUUUACUUCCCAACUGGUAUUUUUGUCACUUCUGCUAAUGAGGUUUUCAUUGUGGAUAAUUUUCUGAUAAGGAAGAUCAAUUCCAAUGGAAUAAUAACAAAUGUUGCUGGAACUAUCAGUUCAGAAUCAACAUUUAUUCCUGGAUCAUCGCAAGCUAAUUCUGUCACAAUUAGUGUAGAUGGAGGAAUAUAUGUUUCACCGACUGGAUUUUACUUUUUGGCAUACUAUAACUCGAAAUUGAGCGUCAUGUAUGUGGAUUCAAGCACCAAUAUUCUGAAUGUUUACUCUGGGUUGGGUGCAAGUCUGAAUGAUAAUGGUAAUAUUUUAUAUGCAGGUCUCUCACCUAUUUCUGUAUUUGGAUCAAGUAUUUCGAAUUUUAUUGUCAUUUCUGACAGAGGACAAAACAGAAUGCGAUUAGCAGCAAAUGGAAUUAUAUCUACAAUGGCAGGAAAUGGUGGAUCAAACCUGGUUGGAUUCAAUGAUGAUGGUCCCGAUGCCACUAAAGCCACUCUAAGCCCUAGUGGAGCAUUCAUUACCUCUACUUCUGAAAUUGUUUUUGUUGAUAAUCAGAAAAAUACUGUAAGACAAUUGACCCCAUAUUGUGACUCUCCCUACAUUUUGAACCAAUAUUAUAAUGCAUGCAUCCCAACAUGUUUUGGUUUUAGCUCAGAGCAGCCAAAUGCUUGUUCAAGAAAUGGUACAUGCAUUGCACCAGACACUUGUCAGUGCAACUCAGGAUUCUAUGGAUCUCAGUGUAAUUUAUUGAGUUGUUUUGGUAAAUUAUCAAACGAUACAAGUAAUGUUUGUAGCGGCCAUGGAGCAUGUAUUUCUAGUGACACUUGCAGAUGUGACAGCCUUUACCUUGGAGCUGACUGUAAAAUUACAACUUGUAACGGUACAUUAAGUAAUUCUACAUUGGUAUGCUCAUCUUUAAGGGGAGUAUGCAACGCACAUGAUACUUGUAUUUGUGGUAGUAAUUUCUAUGGAAAAUAUUGUGAAGUAACCAUGUGUUAUGGAAAGUUUUCGAAUGACACUUCAGUUUGUUCCUCCAAUGGUACAUGUAUCGAUUACAAUUCGUGUUCAUGCAAUAAUGGAUUUUAUGGAGUCAAUUGUGAUACCAGAAAAUGUUUUGGAAAGUUAUCCACUGAUGCUUCUGUUUGUGGGGGCCAUGGUACCUGUGUAGCAGCAGACACUUGUCAGUGUGAACCAUUCUAUCAAGGAACUGAAUGUAAGGUAUCUCUUUGUAAUGGUACUCAAAGCACUGAUUCUUCUGUUUGUUCUUCGAGAGGAAGUUGUUCAUCUCAUGAUACUUGUAGUUGUGGUAGUAAUUUCUAUGGAAAAUAUUGUGAAGUAACCAUGUGUUAUGGAAUUUAUUCCAAUAACACCAACUCUUGUUCCUCAAAUGGAAAAUGCACUGAUUAUAACUAUUGCAACUGUAAUGCUGGAUGGACAGGUUCUAGUUGCAAUGUUAACAUUGCAACAAGAGUUGGUUCUUCAACAAUAGUAGGCAAUAAUCAACUAGGUUUAAUAAUUGGUUUAGCAGUCGGACUUUCUCUUUUAGUUAUUGUUAUAUUGAUUAUUGUGGUCAUAAUUGUUUUCAUUAUAGUUUUUAGAGGAAUGAAAAAGCAGAAACCAGUCCCAAACACUGUCAAUGAUUUCCCUAAUCAGGGAGAGAGCAUGAUUGAACUCAAUGAUUCACAGUAUAACAAAAUGAAUUCUAGCAUUGCGCCAUCAUCAUAUAGUUCAGACUUUCCAUCGGACGAAAGUGUUCGUUUCAAAUCCAUAAUUGGAGGUUCAACAAACUCUAAUGGACUUACUGUCACUUCUAUAAUAUCAUCUGCAUCUAAUUUCGAUCCUGCCUCAAGAUAUAAGAAUUUGGAGAAGAUUGGACAAGGCGGAUUUGGGUCAGUUUUUAAAUGCAACGAUACCAAGAUGGGCGAUAAACUGAAGGCGCUAAAAGUUGUCAAAUAUUCUGAUAUUGAGGAAUUGAACUCGAUUAUGAAAGAAGGAACUCAAUUGAUGAAUAUCAAUCACCCAAACAUUUUAAAAGUGAAUGAUUUAUUUAUUGACAAGGAUCAAAUAUUACUUAUUGACAUGGACUAUUAUGAAAAUGGAGACUUGACAAAACUCAUUCCUAAAGCAGCAGGUACUAUUAGUGAGGAUAUUGUGAAACAAAUACUUUAUCAAGGCUGUGAUGCCUUGAGCUUUGUUCACACCAACCUUAAAAUGAUUCACAGAGAUGUAAAACCUAACAAUAUCUUUAUUAAUGAAUUAUCAGAUAAUUCUGUAUCGAUAGUAUUGGCAGAUUUUGGUCUUGCGAAACAAAUGUUUGGUUCUGUCAAUAAUUCUUAUGCUGGAACUCCUCUUUACAUGUCUCCAGAAUUAGGUCUUGGAGCAAAGUAUAGCUUUAACACUGAUGUGUAUUCUCUAGGAGUUGCAAUUUAUCAAUUAUGCACAGGUGACCUAGUUACAUCCAUUAGUAAUUUAUACAUGCAAUCAGAGUCUACCAAUGAUGUAAAGCAAUGGCUUAAAAACAAGCUCUCUGAAUGUGGCAAGUAUUCAGACACACUACAGGAAAUCAUCAUUUUAAUGUUGGAGAAAAACCCAUCCAAAAGACCACAAGCUAAAGAAAUUAUGGAACAUUCCUAUUUUGAAACAAAAUAA